GGUAAGGAAAAAAAGGGAGCCCCGUGAGCGCGAGCCAAGGCCAGACGCAAUAAUCAUUCAACCCCAGGGCGAGCUUAGCUAUAGCGACAUCCUCCGUAUGGUCACCAGGCGCCAGGAUGGCAAGCUUCAGGAGGUAGGGGAUAAUGUUAACAGAAUCCGGAGGACGGCAAAGGGCGAGCUGCUGCUCGAGCUCAACGGCGCGAGCAAAAGCAACACAGCUAAGCUCAAGGAGGAUAUCAGCGCGGCACUGGGACUGCAGACGGGCAUCAGGGCGGUGUCAGAAGAACUCUGCGUGGAGGUCAGGGAUCUCGACAGCCUGGUCGAGAAGGAGGACAUCGCAGCAGCGAUAGCUGCAUCGAUAGACGCCCCCAGCGUGGACACCAGCGCCAUUAAAAGUCUGAGGCCAUCGUUCGCUGGUACGCAACUGGCAGUUGUGUGCCUGCCGCCCGUGCAGGCAAGAGCCCUGCUCAUGGUGGGGAAACUUAAAGUCGGAUGGACAAGCUGUAGGAUCCGGGAGCGGACAGCUCAACGACGAUGCUACAGGUGUCUGGAGUUUGGGCAUCUAGCAAUCAGGUGCAAGAGCGCGGUGGAUCGCACCGGAUGCUGCCUCAGAUGCGGCGUGAACGGGCACAAGGCGGCAACCUGUCAAAGCGAUCCGCGGUGUUUCAUCUGCACCGCUAACAACAGCAAUGAGACGAACCAUUAUGCGGUUAGCAGGAGAUGUCCAGCAGCCAGGAGCGUGCCCAGCUUGCCGGCCCAAUAAUGAAGGUUAUGCAGCUCAACCUCAACCACUGCGCUGCGGCUCAAGACCUGCUGAGCCAAUCCAUAAGAGAAUUGGCAAUUGACCUCGCCAUCCUCAGCGAGCCAUAUCAAACUAGGGAGUCCCCUGGGUUCAUCUUGGAUGCCACCAAAAAGGCCGCGAUAUGGCUAUGCGGGGCCACGCCAUUGCAGCUUUCCCUCUCAAGCGCUGCUGCUGGGUUUGUGCGCGCCAAGGUCGGAGGUACUCUAGACAACCUAGCGGCUGAUGCUAGAGGACGUCACCCAAUAGCCAUUGGAGGGGACUUCAACGCGUGGGCUGAGGAGUGGGGAAGCGUGGCGACGAAUGCGAGAGGUAGAGCUCUGCUGGAGAUCAUUGCGCCCCUGGACAUCGCGCUCCUCAACGAGGGAAACCAGCAUACCUUCUCCAGAGCAGGAACAGGAUCGGUCAUCGACCUUACAUUUGUCAGCAGCUCACUUUUUAAUU
Molecule: messenger RNA, 1243 nt
Organism: Drosophila miranda
Lineage: Eukaryota; Metazoa; Arthropoda; Insecta; Diptera; Drosophilidae
Exons: 2
Coding region: 98-763 (221 amino acids)
Molecular function (GO): nucleic acid binding; zinc ion binding
Source: RefSeq, a predicted model, not a curated record